UCAAGAGAGGGGGGGAAAGGAAGGGAAAAAAAAGGGGGGGGGGAAGGCAGACAGACACACACUUUAGAUAAGGACAAUUAGUCACCAGCGAGACCCUGUAGGAAGAGAGGUUUAAAUCAGAGGGAUUUAAUGAGGGUGCUCUCUGCCUUCCCUGAAGCCAUGCCCUCCAGCAACUCCCGCCCCCCCGCGUGCCUAGCCCCGGUGGCGCUCUUCUUGGCUCUGUUGCUCCAUCGCUCCCUUUCCUCCCAAGCUGGAGACAGGAGACCCUUGCCUGUAGACAGAGCUCCAGGUAUGAAGGAAAAGACCCUGAUUCUACUUGAUGUGAGCACCAAGAACCCAGUCAGGACAGUCAAUGAGAACUUCCUCUCUCUGCAGCUGGAUCCGUCCAUCAUUCAUGAUGGCUGGCUCGAUUUCUUAAGCUCCAAGCGUCUGGUGACCCUGGCCCGGGGACUUUCUCCCGCCUUUCUGCGCUUCGGGGGCAAAAGGACCGACUUCCUGCAGUUCCAGAACCUGAGGAACCCGGCAAAAAGCCGUGGGGGUCCCGGCCCGGAUUACUAUCUCAAAAACUAUGAGGAUGACAUUGUUCGAAGUGAUGUUGCCUUGGAUAAACAGAAAGGCUGCAAGAUUGCCCAGCACCCUGAUGUUAUGCUGGAGCUCCAACGGGAGAAGGCAGCUCAGAUGCAUCUGGUUCUUCUAAAGGAGCAAUUCUCCAAUACUUAUAGUAAUCUUAUAUUAACAGCCAGGUCUCUAGACAAACUUUAUAACUUUGCUGAUUGCUCUGGACUCCAUCUGAUAUUUGCUCUAAAUGCACUGCGUCGUAAUCCCAAUAACUCCUGGAACAGCUCUAGUGCUCUGAGUCUGUUGAAGUACAGUGCCAGCAAAAAGUACAACAUUUCUUGGGAACUGGGUAAUGAACCAAAUAACUAUCGGACCAUGCAUGGCCGGGCAGUAAAUGGCAGCCAGUUGGGAAAGGAUUACAUCCAGCUGAAGAGCCUGUUGCAACCCAUCCGGAUUUACUCCAGAGCCAGCUUGUAUGGCCCUAAUAUUGGGCGGCCCAGGAAAAACGUCAUCGCCCUUCUAGAUGGAUUCAUGAAGGUGGCAGGAAGCACAGUGGAUGCAGUUACCUGGCAACAUUGCUACAUUGAUGGCCGGGUGGUCAAGGUGAUGGACUUCCUGAAAACUCGCCUGUUAGACACACUCUCUGACCAGAUUAGGAAAAUUCAGAAAGUGGUUAACACAUACACCCCAGGAAAGAAGAUUUGGCUUGAAGGUGUGGUGACUACCUCAGCUGGAGGCACAAACAAUCUAUCAGAUUCCUAUGCUGCAGGAUUCUUAUGGUUGAACACUUUAGGAAUGCUGGCCAAUCAGGGCAUUGAUGUUGUGAUUCGGCACUCAUUUUUUGACCAUGGAUACAAUCACCUUGUGGACCAGCAUUUUAACCCAUUACCAGACUAUUGGCUCUCUCUCCUUUACAAGCGCCUGAUCGGCCCCAAAGUCCUGGCCGUGCAUGUGGCUGGGCUCCAGCGGAAGCCCCGGCCAGGCCGAGUGAUCCGGGACAAACUAAGGAUUUAUGCUCACUGCACGAACCACCACAACCACAACUAUGUUCGAGGGUCCAUUACGCUUUUUAUCAUCAACUUGCACCGAUCAAGAAAGAAAAUCAAACUGGCCGGGACUCUCAGGGACAAGCUCGUGCACCAGUAUCUGCUGCAGCCCUAUGGACAGGAGGGCCUGAAGUCCAAGUCAGUGCAGCUGAACGGCCAGCCCCUAGUGAUGGUGGACGAUGGGACCCUCCCAGAACUGAAGCCCCGCCCCCUGCGGGCCGGCCGGACGUUGGUCAUCCCUCCAGUCACCAUGGGCUUUUAUGUGGUCAAGAAUGUCAACGCUUUGGCCUGCCGCUACCGAUAAAUCCCCUUACACUCACAAAUCACCAGCAGGCCUGCCAGACUACUUUCCACUCUUCUGCCCUAACGGUAUCAGUAUUUUUUCAGGCAUCUUCUGAGCAACCAACCCGUCUCUGCCAGCCCUUCCUGCUGGAAUCAACACUGACAUGCUCUCCAAAGAGACAAAUACCCUAGCAUGAGCUUAGCCUAAGUAGGUCACUCCCACCCCAAGGGAAGAGGUGGACAUCACCGGUACCUGUGUUAGCACAAAGGCAUGUGUGUAAAGCUGUCUGCAGCCUUGUACAUGCACCAUGCGAACAAGCUGACGGUGCGUGCCCAGGACAGAUCCAACAACUCCCCACAAUCCUGCUCACAUAGCAGGGAAACUACAGACCUUGGUCUGAGACUGCUGCCCUCGGCAGAAGAUGAGGAAGGAAGAAACCCUGUGGACCUUGGAGAGCCCAGUCCCGCCCAACUCCUUUCUUUUGUCUGUUCCCUGCUGUUGCCUUGGGUUUCAUAUCACCUCUCCUCCCAUAGGGGAGCAAGUGGGUGAGUCAGUGCUGGCCUGCUGGGCGAGCUGUUUAUGUAAUUUCCUGGCUGAUGUAUGAGUGUGUGCAUCUGGGUUUCUGGCAGUGGCAUCAAUCACUAGCUAUUCCUCUGGGAAGCGGGUGCUUCUAAAGUAAAAUUGCAAUCAUACUCCAGAUUUUGUAAGAAGGUUCUAUUCCUUUGUGAAUCCAGAUUCCCCCAGGGUUGGGAUGGGAGUCAGGUAACAGUAUUCAUUGAGUGGAGAGCAAUGUAUUAGGCACCACAGAAGGCAAUCAUCAUCUGUCAUGUGGCUGCAAGGGAGAGUUUUAGAAAGAGAAAGCGCACCCAACCACCAAACACAGACACACACACACACGUCCCCCAACUGAACAAAGAAAAUAGUUAGACCUAUCUCAACUUUGAGAGAACAUUAAGGGCUUGAUAGGGUAAGCCCUUAAUGGUUUGGUUGACCAAAACCAUCUUUAAAAAAGGUACAAAUCAAAGGUCAUCAGAGCUGUAAGACACAACCGAAUCUAACAGCUUUCUGCUGCUUACCAAGUAGCUGAGUGCUCUCAAUGGCUUAUAUUAGGCAGAAAACUAAUGUGCUCAUAAAAGAUGACCAGGUCCGUGCUCUCCCAGACCAGCUUAUUUGAGCGCAGAAAAACAUUUUCAGGUCACCACGCUGGGGAAAGAUCUGGAGGCUGAGGUCUGGUGGGGAACCUGUAGAGGAACAAGAGAUGGAAGACCCUCUGGGUUGGGCAGUGGGGAGUGGAGUGGUUUAAAUUUCACGACAAAGACCUUCUGUAUGAUUCAAGAAGUUUGUGUGGGUCUUUGCAAACAAGUUACAACUGAAAUGACUUUCUUUUCUCUGGAUGUGAUUUUCUUUUGCAGGAUAAAUGACAAAGGAUUUUUUCUUUUUUAAGGAGGAGGUAGUAGACAAUGUCAUAGGAUUCCAAUAGAGAGAGACACAACUUCUGCUGAUGUGCAAGGAUAGAAAUGAAGGAGGGGGCAAGGUGGCUGAGGCCAGAGGCUACAGAGACUGCCCGAGGAAGCGUUAAGGAGCAGGGCCAAGUCUACAGAGUGAAUGAUAAGGAAGAUUAGGCAAGAGAGGAGGGAGCAGACUCUCAGCGUGGAGAGCUGGAAAUUGGGAGAGGGAAUGGAGUCAUUUUCAACAAGCUUAUUAUUAGGUAAGGAGCAACAGCACCAGGAGGUGUGAAGUGGGAAAGGGGAGACCGAGGACCAGGCUGCACCCGGUCAGUGGUGGCUCAGUGCAGCCCACUGAUGCUUCAGAUGUGGGAGCAGGAGAGAGAGAAGUGCCAACCCUGGGGGUAGAAAGGCAGGGAAGAAGCAGCCAAGAAACGCGAAGAAGAAAAAGGAAAAGAGGAGUAAGAGACAAAGAGGUUUCCCCCAAUUUAAAAAACUUGGUGCAAAUAUCAAAGUCUUUUCUGUAAUAUAUACUGGCGCGGGUACAGCUGCAAGCCCUCUUAAUAACAAGAGUGACCAGAGGUCCCUGCGGGCCAGCCCUGAGCUAGUUUGCUUUCCUAAGAUAGCAGCCCUUCAGGGAGAUACUAUUCAUAUCUCCAUUUUUCCUGUGAGGCCUGGAGUAGGCCUAUAGCUGCCCAGGGUCACCCAGGGAGUGGGUUGCUGAGCUCAGAACAGUCCAGAGCCUGUUCAUUUAAGCACCCAGCUCAGUGGCUGCCUGAUUCACAGACUUACCUCUUUCCCUUUUCAUAGGUUCCACUGAAUCAGUACAGCCAGGAUCUCUGAAGCUCCACUCAGACACACUUUCUGUAAAUAAGUGUUGACUUUUCACUAAGACUCUAAAUGUUUCAGGAUAU
Capra hircus (goat) is the source of this 4246-nucleotide messenger RNA. It is a transcript of the gene HPSE2, whose product is annotated as heparanase 2 (inactive). The transcript is spliced from 12 exons. Gene Ontology annotation, cellular component: membrane; extracellular matrix. NCBI's taxonomy places the organism in Eukaryota, Metazoa, Chordata, Mammalia, Artiodactyla, Bovidae. The record is from RefSeq and is a predicted model, not a curated record. Gene Ontology annotation, molecular function: hydrolase activity, acting on glycosyl bonds. Bases 130 to 1908 code for a protein of 592 amino acids.